This is a messenger RNA of Salarias fasciatus (jewelled blenny), 481 nucleotides long. RefSeq names its product LSM5 homolog, U6 small nuclear RNA and mRNA degradation associated (gene lsm5). The record is from RefSeq and is a predicted model, not a curated record. Gene Ontology annotation, molecular function: RNA binding. The coding region runs from base 33 to 308 and encodes 91 amino acids. Gene Ontology annotation, cellular component: Lsm1-7-Pat1 complex; U6 snRNP; U4/U6 x U5 tri-snRNP complex. The transcript is spliced from 5 exons. Lineage: Eukaryota; Metazoa; Chordata; Actinopteri; Blenniiformes; Blenniidae. Gene Ontology annotation, biological process: mRNA splicing, via spliceosome.
CUCGAUUGGUUGAGCCUGAUAAUAGAGCGAACAUGGCGGCCGCACAAACGACGAACCCUUCACAGUUGCUCCCUCUCGAGCUGGUGGACAAAUGUAUCGGCUCUCGAAUUCACAUCGUGAUGAAAACCGAUAAGGAGAUCGUGGGCACCCUGCUGGGUUUCGACGACUUCGUCAACAUGGUCCUGGAGGACGUAACAGAAUUUGAACUCACACCAGAGGGACGGAGGAUUACCAAACUGGACCAGAUCCUCCUCAACGGAAACAACAUCACCAUGCUCAUCCCAGGAGGAGAAGGACCGGACGUGUAAGAUGGCAGGAUGCUGGGAGGAUAUUUGUGUUUAUUGAUUCAAUGAUGUGAUUUUUGUUGUGUUUGUUUCCCCUUGUGGACUUUUGAGUAAGGAAAAUAUUUUUGUAGUAUUUCUCACGAGACUGUGUCUCACACAUGCCUUUUUUUAGUUACAAAUAAACCAGAGAAUCCCAC